Trichomonas vaginalis G3 is the source of this 2934-nucleotide messenger RNA. RefSeq names its product spectrin binding. NCBI's taxonomy places the organism in Eukaryota, Parabasalia, Trichomonadida, Trichomonadidae. The coding region runs from base 1 to 2934 and encodes 977 amino acids. The transcript has a single exon. The record is from RefSeq and is a predicted model, not a curated record. Gene Ontology annotation, molecular function: protein binding.
AUGUAUGCGAAGGAGAUUGAAGAUCUCUUGCUUAUUCAGAAAGAUUUUCGAACCCUCAGCAUAGACACUAUUGAUCAAGUAUGUGAUGAUAUUUUAUCCACUAUAUUUCCUUCAACACCUCAUGGGGUUUAUACAAUUACGCAGGAAAUACGAAAAGUUGUAAGAAAACAUCCAAAGAAAGUCGAGUGUUUUGCAAAACUUAUAUCAAAUCUAUAUGAACAACGCGAUGAAACAAAUUUUCUGGGAAAUUUUCCCGAUCUUUUUGUCGAUUUAAAUAGCGAUUGCACACUUUAUCGAUUAGUACGAAAAUUAGUACAAAACAAUGUCAUGUCAGUCGAAAAAAUCACGCAAAUUUUACAAUCAAUUUCCAGCGCAGAAAACAGCAUCUUUUCAUUUAUCUUUUUUGCAGAUUUUGCCAAGAAAGCACUUGUAGAGCGCUAUGAACCAUACAGGGAUCGUAUCUUGCAAGCUUCAACAACAUUUUACAUGAUAAGUGACAUUGCGAAGAACUGGGCUAAGUACGAAGCCAACAAUUUCAAACUUCUAGAGCCUAUUUAUGAAAUCGGCUGGUUCCCAAAUACAGUUCAAUAUCACAUAAUUUUAGAUGACGUCAAAUUCCUCGAGAACUACUCGCAAAGCAGCAGAUUCAAUCCCAUGAUGAAAAUAGAGCUCGACCAACUCUAUUCCAACCGCUUUUCCACUCAUUUUUGCGAAGAAUGCACUUUACCAGAAUUUGCAGGUUUCUGGGGUUCUGUCAACUGUUUCAAGUUCCUUCUUAAGUGCGGUGCUACAAUAACACCUGAUAUGAUGUCUCUGAUCUUUUCCGGCGGUUCUUUGGAAAUAAUCAAAAUUUGCUAUGAAAUGAAGAUAAAUUUCGGAAAAGGGUUCCAAAGAAUGAUCAAUUUCUACUAUAAUGACAUCUACGACUGGUAUAUCAAAGAAUUCGAGACCGGCUGCAAUUUCCGAAAUUACGCAUUCACUGUUGCAGCUGUCACCAACAAUUUAGAGCUUGUUGUCCGUCUUAUGGAGUCAAAUGUUGAUUUGAGUAAGGAAGAACUUCCAAAGAACAUUGUACAAUGUGAUUCCCUCGAAUUAGUUAAAUUAUUUGAAUCAAAAGGAGUAAUUUUCAAAAGAGUUGAUUGUGUAGAAGCAGCAGCAUCAAUAGGUAAUGAAGACAUCCUCAAAUAUCUCAUAGAUAUAGGAAGCCCUGUCAAUCCGCCUCCUGAAAUCAAAAACGCAGAAUAUCCUUUGAUUUCUGCAAUAAACCGCCAAUUUUACGGUUGUGUCAAAAUUUUGUUAGAAGCCGGUGCUGGACCAAACACAGUGACUGAUUCGAUGACAGCAUUGAGUCAUGCAUGCAAUAGGAAAUCUACUGAUAUUGUCAGAGUUCUCUGCGAAUACGGCGCCUACGUUAAUUUUUCUGCGAGUGGAAAAUACAAUGACAGACCAAUUAUUUUAUCAUGUAUCAAAGGAAACAUUGAGCAUGUCAAGACAUUGAUUGAGUGGGGAGCAGAAUACGAUGUUACAGCAAUUACAGAGAAUAUCAACAAUAAGAUAACUGUGACACAACUCAAUCCUUUGUGUGCUGCUUGUCAAGUUGGAGCAACUGAUUUGUUGCAGUAUUUGAUAAACAUCGGUUGUGAUCCGAAUGAAAACGAUGCAUUGCCAUUAGUUUUGGCAGGAAACUACAACAGGCCGAGAGCUUAUAACCUGUUGACUGAGUUGCUUCAAACUGGAUCUAAAACAUUGUUUGACAUGUUGAUUGUUGCUAUCAGACAAAAGAAUUUGGAAAAUGUGAAAACAUUAGUGAGUAAAGGAGUUUCUUUGGCAAAUAGAGAUGAUGGAAAUAGAACUCCUCUUCAUUUGGCAGCAAAUCAUUCUGCAGAAAUUCUUGAGUAUUUGUUACAUGUUAAUAAUGGAUCAGGAAUUAACGCGAGAGAUAGCGAAGAUAAAGCUCCAAUACAUCAUGCUUUGGAAGCAAAGAAUGUUGAUUCUGUAAGAUUGUUAUUGAAUGCAGGAGCAAAUAUUGACAUGCUCACAAACAAAGGAUAUUCAUGUUUAAGAAUUGCAUGCCAGAAUUUGGAUUUCGAAAGUGCAGAAUUACUUUUAGAUAAAAGGAAUGACCCGAAUGUUGAAGACUUCGAAGGAUCAACACCUUUAAUUGCUGUUUGUAGAUUGCCAAGAACAAAAGAACGUCUGAGAAUGAUGGAAAUGCUAAUUGCUGCUGGUGCUGAUUGUAGAAUGGCUGAUUCUUUGAAUCAUACUGCUUUGCACACUUUAGUUUUGCAUGAUCCGACAUUGAGUGAAUUGGAUAUUUUAACAAGAUCAAUGAAAAACAUCAAUUCCUUCUCAAGAAGAGGAAUUCCAAUGAUGGGAGAUGCUGUGAGAUUGGAUACUGUUUUCUUUGAGUUUCUGUUGUUGAAUGGUGGAGAUCCUUGGGUUACUUCCAAUAAAGGAGAGACUUUGUUACAUAUUGCUGUUGAAACAAAUCACACGAGAAACGCUGAGUUGCUGUUGUCUGCUGGUUUGAGUCCGAAGAAAAAGAACAGAUGGUUGAGAAGUCCAAUGUUUAAUGCAUUCAAAGGAUCAAUGAAUGAACCAAUAAAUAUUUUGAGGUCGUUGACAAUGAUUGAUUUGUUGAUUGCAAAAGGAGGAAAUGUCAAUGAAACUGACAGUAGAAACUCAACACCUGCAAUUGCUUUGUUCGAAAGAAGAGGUCAUAUCCCUGUGGAAUACAUCAAAAUUCUUAAAGAAAAAUAUAAAGUUAACAUGGAUAAAGUUAACUAUGAAGGAAAAACUGUUCUGUUGUUAGCUGAUCAGCAUGGUUUGCAGGAUAUUGUUGAUUACUUGGAUCCAGAAGAAAACCAUCCUAAACUGGCUCAUGACAAGAAGCAAUUCCAAAAUUACAGAAGAAGAAAUAAGGAUAUCCAAUAA